ACCAAAUAUCACCUGCUUCAUUAUAUAUCUCUUUUUGUGUCUCUUUAAUUCUUUCAUAUAUUUAUAUAUGGCUUCAUUGAGUUCGAGAAGGUCAACCUGGACGGCCCAAGAAAACAAGGUGUUCGAGAGGGCUCUAGCACAUUACGAUACCGAAACACCCGACAGGUGGCACAACAUUGCAAGGGCCGUGGGCGGUGGCAAGACGGCAGAAGACUGCAAGUCUCACUUCCAACUGCUUCUGGAAGAUGUAUGGAAAAUCGAAUCUGGUCGUGUUCCCUUUCCAAAUUACAUGCAUUCAUCAUGAAAGGCCGCAGCCUUGCUUAAUUCUGAAGAAUACACGAAAGAACAAGUGUGGCCAUUGUAAGGAAGGCCUCCACUUCUAAUUCAUCUACUUUUACUCUUUUAUUCUAUUUUAAUGUCACUCUAAUUAAUUAAGUAACCUCUUCAAUAUAUAUUAUAUUGUGUAUGGCCUGCAUGAUUUCUGCAGUUUAUGUCAA
Messenger RNA from Impatiens glandulifera, 497 nucleotides. RefSeq names its product protein RADIALIS-like 3. The record is from RefSeq and is a predicted model, not a curated record. Gene Ontology annotation, molecular function: DNA-binding transcription factor activity. The coding region runs from base 68 to 304 and encodes 78 amino acids. The transcript has a single exon. NCBI's taxonomy places the organism in Eukaryota, Viridiplantae, Streptophyta, Magnoliopsida, Ericales, Balsaminaceae.